GGGUGCCAGCCCCUGGGGGACUGUGGGUGGGACUUGGGGCGUUUGGGUGCCAUCCCCGAGUGACAGAUGGAUGGACGGUUCAUGUGANAGAAAGGAGGAGACACGUGGGCAGAUCGGUCUGGAGCAUAAGAGUGCCUGCAAAGCAAGCAACAGGCAGAGAAGGCAGAGGAACCGAAGGGAACAUCAGAGAAGCAAGAAGGGCACAGCCUGUGACACACUGUGAGCCACUUGACCAGCUACUCACCCACCUCGGAAGCAAGAUGUCCCUCAAGCUGCCAAGGAACUGGGAUUUCAAUUUGAAAGCNGAGGCUUCAAAAAUAGAUGUUUAUAUUUCAAAGUGGAAAAUGUGGCAGCUAAAAGAGAAUUCCACCCCUACCUUCCCCAUCAUGAAGAGAUUCCAUCGGCUCCCACCUUUACCUCCAGUUCUGCCUUCAGACAUGAACAGCGGGUGCCCAUCCGGAGACCUGCGCAUUAGCGGGCCUCCACAGUCUCCUCAGGGCUGCAUGUAUCUGCCAGGCAGUACAGUCAAAGAAAUUGCCACAAACCCCGAAGAAGCUGGGAAAUUUGUCUUUGAAGUUAUUCCAGGGGAGGUGAACCUGACAGAGAAGUGGGAAGCAGACUGGUGUCUGUGUGGGAGGGGACAGCGGCUGCUGCAAAAAAGUCUUGAGACAGAAAGGAUGCCGCACUGGGAACUGGGUUGUGGCUUUCCCACCUUGGCGCUGCUCUUUUGCUGGGACGUCAGGAAGAGAGCCCCCAAGCUCCGAAAGAAAGCGGUGUUUGGCCAGCGUUUGGAUGAGACUGUGGCCUAUGAGCAGAAGUUUGGCCCUCACCUGGUGCCCAUCUUGGUGGAGAAGUGCGCUGAGUUCAUCCUGGAACAUGGUGUGAGUGAAGAGGGCAUCUUCCGCCUGCCGGGGCAGGACAACCUUGUGAAGCAGCUGAGAGAUGCUUUCGAUGCGGGGGAGCGGCCCUCCUUUGACAGGGACACAGAUGUGCACACGGUGGCCUCUCUAUUAAAGCUCUACCUCCGGGACCUGCCAGAGCCUGUGGUUCCUUGGAGUCAGUACGAGGGGUUCCUGCUCUGUGGGCAGCUCAUGAACGCAGACGAGGCAAAGGCUCAGCAGGAGUUGGCGAAGCAGCUCUCUACCCUUCCCCGAGACAACUACAACCUCCUGAGCUACNUCUGCAGAUUUCUGCAUGAAAUCCAGCUGAACUGUGCCGUCAACAAGAUGAGCGUGGACAACCUGGCCACUGUGAUCGGGGUGAACCUCAUCAGGUCGAAGGUUGAAGACCCGGCUGUGAUUAUGAGAGGGACUCCUCAGAUCCAAAGAGUGAUGACCAUGAUGAUCAGAGACCACGAAGUCCUCUUCCCCAAGUCUAAGGAUGCACCGAUCUCACCCCCUGCCCAGAAAAACGAUGCCAAGAAGGCUCCAGUGCCGCGAAGCUCUGUGGGGUGGGAUGCCACGGAAGACCCACCCCUUUCUAGGACAGACAGCUUCAGUAACACAGCAAGUAGUCCUGAUGCCACCAGUCCCACUGGACCACUGCCCGGUGACCAGCAUCAGGAAGACAGCGGAAAAGCCCCCAGGGAAAACCCAGGAGAAUGGAAGAUGCAAUCCCGUAAAAGGACUCAAACGCUUCCCAACCGGAAGUGUUUCCUGACGUCUGCAUUCCAAGGCACCACCAGCAGCAAACUGGAAAUCUUUAAAAAUGAGUUCUGGUCUCCAUCUUCAGAGGCUAAGGCAGGAGAAGGGCACAGGCGAACUAUGUCCCAAGACUUGCGCCACCUUUCCAAUGACCAGCGGACUUCUACCUAUGAUAAUGUCCCCACCUCACCACAGUCCCAAGGGAACCCAGCAGGUGCACUCUCUCCCCAUGCCAGUGACUCCAAGAGAGAUGCUCUUGUUAGCACAGACUCUGAAAUGGAGGCUGGAAGCAAGAACUCUGGCGAGGAUGACCUUGAUUCUCUGCAGAGGACAGUCCAGAACCUACAGAAGGAAAUAGAAACCCAGAAGCAGGUGUAUGAGGAACAGAUAAAAAACCUGGAGAAGGAAAAUUACGAUGUCUGGGCUAAGGUGGUGAGGCUCAAUGAAGAACUGGAGAGGGAGAGGAAGAAAUUCGCGGCCCUGGAAAUCAGCCUUCGAAAUGUGGAGCGCUCCCGGGAGGACGUUGAAAAGAGGAACAGAGUCUUGGAAGAAGAAGUCAAGGAGUUUGUGAAGUCGAUGGAGAAGCCCAAGACAAAGACCGAUCCUUGAGGGUCUGAGUUGUGUGUCAGGGACAGUCAACUCCACUCCAUUUCUUCAUGCUCCUAGUGAGCUGGAAGCAGGAUUACCUCCUAGGAUGGNCAGGGUAUCUGAGGGGAUGUGCCACAAUCCUCAGCAAAUACACAGAAGAUGAGAGUGUACAAGGAACACACCAGGACACUUGCCACCAUGUGCUGUGCUCCAAGGAUUGCGUUAUUCCACUGUGGGAAGAGUGAACUGGAAUCUUCCAGUGCAUGACCAGCUCCAAAGGAGACAUUUAAGGUGUGUGACAUCUCAGGACCCCAGGCCAGAGCUAGGCCAAGGCCUCAGUUCUUUGUUGUCUCUGUGGCUGUCUUGCCUGGUCAGAUGGUUCUGGUCACUCUGAAACAUGGCCAGAAAAUGUUACUUCACUCUCCAGUGCUGGCCAACUGAGGGCUGCUNGGAGAGGCUGAACUGUUGGAACUGUUGGAAUCAAACAAUAUUUAUGAAAGCAAAAUGAGUGAGAAAAUUAUAUUCAANUAAAGAAAACAGAAAACAGAAAUUGAGCAAGGAUAUUGACAAUCUAUGAAACACUUUUAUUAGAAUUAGUAAAAGGGGGUUUGGUAAAAUUAAUAAAAGCUGGCUCUGUGGCUGAGAGAACUGGCUGCUCUUUCAGAGGACUCAGCAUCCACACCAUGGCUAACAAACCUCUGUAGCUACAGUUCCAGGAGACCUG
Mus caroli (Ryukyu mouse) is the source of this 2955-nucleotide messenger RNA. RefSeq names its product Rho GTPase activating protein 25 (gene Arhgap25). Gene Ontology annotation, cellular component: phagocytic cup. Gene Ontology annotation, biological process: phagocytosis, engulfment; actin filament organization; negative regulation of small GTPase mediated signal transduction. Gene Ontology annotation, molecular function: GTPase activator activity. The record is from RefSeq and is a predicted model, not a curated record. NCBI's taxonomy places the organism in Eukaryota, Metazoa, Chordata, Mammalia, Rodentia, Muridae.